UUUUGUUUCAAUUUCGGUUAAAUUUGUUAGUUUUUAGUUUUGAUGACACAUAUAGUUGUGGUAUUGGAAUAUUUUUAAGUAUUAGGAUUUUAUUGAACAAAUACAUUAAUAUUUUAAUAAUUUGUACAUAUGAAUUGUCGUAAAGCAAAAGUGAAUUUUCAAAAUUUUGUGACAAAAAAAUUUCAGCAAUAGUAUCUACAUAAAACACAAAUGGGAUCAAUAAAUUGUAAGGAACUAAUUACGGCUAAGGAAAGUCAGUCGCAAAAUAAUGAUAUGGCCCAAAUUUACACAUCAACAUUAGAAAAUGACGAUUACGUUGAAGGAACUAUUUGCCGGGAAACCGAUAUUAAUGAAAAUGAAAUGAAACAAUUUGAUUUAGGUGACAAUGGGAAGGUUUUAUUAAUCAAGCGAAAUGGUGAAUUGUCUGCUUUGGGUACUAAAUGCACUCAUUAUGGUGCACCUUUAAACACCGGUGCAUUGAGUGAUAAUCGUGUCCGUUGUCCAUGGCAUGGAGCAUGUUUUAACUUGAAGACGGGUGAUAUUGAAGAUUUUCCAGGUCUUGACUCUAUUCCAUGUUACCAAGUAAAAGUAAACAUUAAUGGUGAAGUAGUAGUACGGGCAAAACGAAAAGAUUUAAAUAAUAAUAAAAGAAUUAAGGACAUGGUAAAAAAGUCUCCAAGUAACGAUACUACUUAUGUAAUUGUUGGUGGUGGACCUUGUGGUGGAGUCGCUGUAGAAACAUUACGACAAGAGGGCUUCACAGGCCGCAUUGUUUUGAUAUGUAAAGAAAAUUCACUUCCAUAUGAUCGAGUUAAACUGUCGAAAAAUUUUGGAAUUGAUUUAUCUACACUUGAAUUUAGAAAAAAAGAAUUUUAUGAAGAUUAUUCCAUUGAAACGUUAUUAAAUGUUGAAGUCAAAACAUUAAAUACGAAAACAAAAACCGUCAUAUGUUCAAACGGAUACUCAAUUAAAUAUGAUAAAAUAUUAAUCGCAACUGGCAGCAGAGCUGUAAAAGCAGUCAUACCUGGCUGUGAUUUGAAAAACAUCUUCACUAUUAGAAAUCAUGAAGAUGUAGCUGAAAUAAAUAAACUUAUUAAUGAAAAAUCUGAUGUUGUGUGUCUAGGCACUGGGUUUAUUGGAUUGGAAGCUGCAGCUUAUGUUACUGGAAAAGUAAAAUCAGUAACCGUGAUUGGACGUGAUGUUGUCCCAUUAAAAACCGUUUUUGGAGAACUUAUUGGAGAAAGAAUUAAAAAGUUGUUUGUAGAUAAUAAUGUCAAUAUGAUAAUGAAUAGUGGAAUUGAAAGGUGCUUUGGAAACGACAAUGGAAUUUCUGCGGUUCAAUUAAAAGAUGGACAUACAAUACCUUGUGAUAUAUUAAUUAUGGGAACUGGUACUGUUUUAAAUACAGAAUUCAUUAAAAGUUCUGAUGUUGUAGUGAAUAGAAAUGGAUCAAUUGACACAGAUAAAUAUCUGAUGUCCAAUAUUCAAGAUGUUUAUAUUGCUGGAGAUAUUGCAAACGCACCAAUAUAUUCAGCUGAAGGGAAAAAUGGUGUCAUAGGGCAUUAUCAAUUAGCUCAAUAUCACGGUAAAGUAGCCGCAACAAAUAUGGCUGGAAUAAAAAUGGAAUUAAAAGCAGUUCCAUUUUUUUGGACAAUGCUAUUUGGCAAAUCAUUUCGGUAUUCCGGUUACGGGAAACACGAGGAAACAUACAUUGAAGGCGACUUAGAAGAACUCAAUUUUGUGGCAUAUCAUUUAGAAAAAAAUGGAAAUGUUAUCGCAAUAACAGCUUGUACGUCAGAACCAGUAGCAGCUACUUAUGCUGAAUUACAGAGCCAAGGGUUCCGUUUGCACAAAGAUGAUUUACAAGGAGAUCCAAAACUUUGGAUGUCAAAACUAAAAAUUUAAAAUUACUGAAGUUCAAACUCUAUAACUAUAAGAUCCGGCUUUUUUACCACUAUUAUUAAAUGCUACAAGUAUUAUUUGAAGUUGUAACUGCUCAAAUGUUUUAUUGUUUGAUAAAAUUAGUGUUUCCUGAGAAUUAAAAUAAUACAAAAUAUAACUAGCA
Condylostylus longicornis is the source of this 2065-nucleotide messenger RNA. RefSeq names its product apoptosis-inducing factor 3. Gene Ontology annotation, molecular function: 2 iron, 2 sulfur cluster binding; flavin adenine dinucleotide binding; oxidoreductase activity, acting on NAD(P)H. The record is from RefSeq and is a predicted model, not a curated record. The transcript is spliced from 6 exons. Lineage: Eukaryota; Metazoa; Arthropoda; Insecta; Diptera; Dolichopodidae. Bases 211 to 1905 code for a protein of 564 amino acids. Gene Ontology annotation, cellular component: cytoplasm.